AUGUACUGUCUUGCUACUUCCCAGGUUUUCAUUGGCUGUGGGCCAAGAAACCUCACAGACUUCCCAGCCGCCAUCAUUGUGCGGAAGCUUAAGUUUCACGAGCAGAAGCUGCUGAAGCAGGUGGACUUCCUGAACUGGGAGGUCACAGACCACAACCUGCAUGAGCUACGCGUGUUGCGGCGUUAUCGGCUGCAGCGGCGCGAGGACUAUACGCGCUACAACCAGCUGAGCCGUGCUGUGCGCGAUCUGCCGGAGCGUGACCCGUUUCGCGUGCGCUCCUCGGCCGCGCUGCUGGAUAAGCUGUAUGCGCUCGGCCUAGUGCCCACGCGGGGGUCGCUGGAGCUCUGCGAUUUCGUCACGGCCUCGUCCUUUUGCCGCCGCCGCCUGCCCACGGUGCUGCUUAAGCUGCGCAUGGCUCAGCACCUCCAGGCCGCUGUGGCAUUCGUGGAGCAGGGCCACGUGCGCGUGGGCCCCGACGUGGUCACAGACCCCGCCUUCCUUGUCACGCGAAGCAUGGAGGACUUUGUCACCUGGGUUGACUCGUCCAAGAUCAAGCGGCACGUGCUGGAGUACAAUGAGGAGCGUGACGACUUCGAUUUGGACGCCUAGCGGAUGUCCCCUCGCCAGGACUGCAUUUUGUAGAUAGGGAAGCUGAGACACAAGCUUGAGAUUCUGUGAAGGCGCGUCUCCGCAAGAGUGUAUCAGCCAGUCGUCGGUUCUUAAGAACUUGCCUCCUCAGCUACAGGCCACGCGCGGAGCCAAAGGGUACGCCCUUUUCCACGAAAUUUUCUUAGCUCUUGGACAAUUGGUAAUUCAGUGACUGCCGUAAGAAACAAUAGGAAGCGGUUUUGUGCUGCACUGGGGAAUUGUUAUGUUCUUGUACCUGAAACAUUGCGGUGUGAAUGCAAGGACUUGGGAUGGGGGAGGGCCUACCCUCGCCCCCAGCUUUCCUUUCGUUUCUUUGUAACAGGAAGUGUGGUUUAAUUUAUUUAACUCGAAUCCUUGCUCUUGUUCCUGAUUAAACUAUAUAGAUGUUGUAGAGGUUGGUCUCAAGUUUUCAUAAAAUGGAUAAGAUUUUAGUGUUCAAGGUUCUUUCUCUUGUUUAAAGGAAUGCUCUCCUAAUGCCAAUAAAUGACCUACCUGCUUU
This is a messenger RNA of Odocoileus virginianus texanus, 1147 nucleotides long. Its product is annotated as U3 small nucleolar ribonucleoprotein protein IMP3-like. NCBI's taxonomy places the organism in Eukaryota, Metazoa, Chordata, Mammalia, Artiodactyla, Cervidae. Gene Ontology annotation, cellular component: Mpp10 complex; small-subunit processome; small ribosomal subunit. The record is from RefSeq and is a predicted model, not a curated record. Gene Ontology annotation, molecular function: snoRNA binding; rRNA binding; structural constituent of ribosome. Gene Ontology annotation, biological process: ribosomal small subunit biogenesis; rRNA processing.